AUGGGCAGCCAGACAAAGCAGCAGCAGUGGCGACAGCCUUUGGACUUUUAUCUCAACACCAAGGUGAUGGCUGCAGCGUUGGAUGACGAUUGCCCUGGGGAUUCAUCAGUCUCGUGUCGUCGCUAUGGCUCUGCCUGGAGUGCCGCCGCCGCCGCGCCUCACAGGGCACUGGGUCACCUCCUGGACCACAUGAGGCUGGACGACCACCCCAGUAGCACCAGCAGCAGGGACUCAGAGAUCCUCCUGCAGGACUUUCUGCUCACCUAUAUGCUCUUCAUGUCGACCAAGGACCUUUGCCAAGCUCUCCUGAGGAACUACUCGUCUAAGCGUGGUGUGGUGUGUGAGGAGACGUCUGGAGCUCUGCUUAGGAAACGUAAGGUCCUGCACAUUGUGUCGCGGUGGGCCUCUCUCUACAAAGACUUCCUCCGUCGUGACAAUGACUUCAUCACUCUCUUCAUGAAGAGUCUACACCGUUGUGUUCUGGAUGACCUCUGUAACUACCCUUCACUAGAGACGGAGCUUAGAACAUUACAGAGCUUUCUCUCCAUACAACAUUGUAUUUCAGGCAUGACAGUGGAGGUGCGCGCCCCUUUUACACUGGAGCCAGAGAUGCCGGGAGAAAAGGAAGUCAGCAAUGACAUGGACUUGCCACUGCGAUACUUCAUCACGAAGCGGAAGGGCUGCAUUGCCAGGUAUCAGCCGAUCAACCCCAGGAAGAAUCGGAUGCCCCUCUUGGUUGUGGAGCGAGGGCAGCUGCGGAUGGCAUCCACUUUGUCCACCGUAGCCCAGGUAGCAGACGUCGGUCUUUGCCAGCUGACACUUGCCCGGGAUGAUCACCAAGCCCGCCUGGUGACUGCGAUAGAAGAAGUCCUUCAGAUGGCUCAGGUGGUCUUCCCAGGUGGCGCUGUGGACCACCACGUAGUCAAUAUCGCCCCCCCGCAACACCUGGUCCUCUUGAAAUGGGGUCACCUUUGGUCAGUGCUAGUGAUGUGGUUCCUCUUCAUCUCUGUACUCUUCAUCACUGUCGACAUCACGGUUGGCUCCUCCUUCUGCCAUCUUGCUUCUGUUGGACUGGAUGUUGUUCGUCUGCACUUCUGCUGGUCACUGGCUCCCAAAACCGCUGCCACCAAAUUGCUGUACUGCAUAUAUGUAUGUGAGGACUCCUACGUCAGUGUCAAGGCAAAGAGCUCUGCCAGAGCAGAGGCACUGCUCUCAGUAUUGGCUGAUCGACUUGACAUCCCUCAGGAAGAUAUUGUGAUAGCUGCGGUUUCUCGCUCUGGAGAGAAGCUGCUGCUUCAACCUCAAGACAGGGUUUUCCCAAACUGUGUGUUUUCGGUAGAGAGACUGCAGGUUUACAGGAGAGACCUGACCACAGUUCUGACCCUUCUCAGUGAUAGUGCCCUUCAGCAGCAGAGGACUGCCCACUUGCUGAGCCUGAAUGCUUGGGAUGUGGCAGUCACCCUGACCAACUUUGACUGGAGUCUCUUUGAGUGCGUACAGGAGCCAGAGCUGAUCUGCUUCACCUGCAGCCGUGACACCUGUGUGGGCCACACGGGGGCGCUGGAGAGAAUGCUACAGCGCUGCAGUGAGGUGCAGCUAUGGGUCAUGACAGAGCUCCUGCUCUGCUCUGCGCUCUGCAAACGAGUGCAACUUUUAAAGAAGUUCAUCAAGGUUGCUGCUCAUUGUAAAGCCCAAAGAAACAUGAGCUCCUUUUUCGCCAUCAUCAUGGGCCUGAACACCGCCGCCGUUAGUCGCCUGAGUCAGACAUGGGAGAAAGUGUCCUGGAAGUUCCGCAAGGUGUUUUCUGAGUUGGAGAGUCUGACCGACCCUUCCUUCAACCACAAGACUUACAGGACCACCUUCAGCCAAAUGAAGUCCCCCAAGAUUCCCUUCCUGCCUCUGCUGCUCAAAGACAUUACUUUUGUUCGUGAGGGCAACAAGACAUUUCUUGACAAUCUGCUCAACUUUGACAAGCUGCACAUGAUGGCAGAAUCAGCACGCCUGAUCAAACACUGUAAACUGGAUCCGAUGGGAGACGGAGGGAGACAGAAGGACGACCCGGACACGAGCUGCUGCAUCAGACACCUGCACAUCAUUAGCAGUCAGGAGACCCUCUUCGACCUGUCCCACAGGCUGGAGCCUCGGACAUAG
Messenger RNA from Engraulis encrasicolus (European anchovy), 2151 nucleotides. RefSeq names its product rap guanine nucleotide exchange factor 5-like. Lineage: Eukaryota; Metazoa; Chordata; Actinopteri; Clupeiformes; Engraulidae. Gene Ontology annotation, molecular function: guanyl-nucleotide exchange factor activity. The transcript is spliced from 18 exons. The record is from RefSeq and is a predicted model, not a curated record. Gene Ontology annotation, cellular component: plasma membrane. Bases 1 to 2151 code for a protein of 716 amino acids. Gene Ontology annotation, biological process: Ras protein signal transduction; positive regulation of GTPase activity.